CACUGACAGGAGGAGCCAGAGGAAGGAGCUGGAGCGCGGGAUGGAAUCGGGCUGAAUGGCCUGGUCAGCUCCGGCCCUGGGGUCACAGGUUUUAUUUGUAAAGGGCAGGCAGAGACCAGGCGCGGUUUUGAAUUCGCGAUUUCCGAGCGGUUUGUGCCUCAGCGGCGACCCGUCCGCAGGUUUCCCCCCUCCUUCCCCGCGAGGCCGGCGCCAUGGAUCUGGAGCAAGAGCCGAAGGUUAAAGCGGCGGCACCGGCACCGGCCGAGCCGCCCAAGGCCGGAGAAGCGGCGGAGGGUGAGGUCUGCCCGCCGGACAGUCCGGCCGAGCAGCCGGGGCCCAGCGGCGCGGAGCCGGCGGCGGUGAGGGAAGAAGGAGAGGGGACGGAGGCGGAGGCCGGCGGCGGAGGAGGACAGGCCCAGGCCCAGGCCCAGGCCCAGGCGGACAAGAAGCCUGCGGCGCCUCGGGAAGGUGGUGCCGAGGAAGAGGAGGACGAUGAGGAAGGAGACGCCGUCCACCAGGCCAAAAAACUGCGGGUGGAGCCCGCCAGAGACAAAAAGGACAAGAAGCAGAAGGUGGACGAGGACGAAAUCCAGAAGAUGCAGAUCUUGGUUUCAUCCUUUUCAGAGGAGCAGUUAAACCGCUAUGAGAUGUAUCGUCGUUCUGCCUUUCCCAAAGCUGCCAUUAAAAGGCUAAUCCAGUCAAUCACAGGCUGCUCAGUAUCUCAAAAUGUCGUGAUUGCCAUGUCUGGUAUUUCCAAAGUGUUUGUGGGCGAAGUGAUGGAAGAAGCUCUGGAUGUCUGUGAAAAAUGGGGAGAAACUCCACCUUUGCAGCCAAAGCACAUGCGGGAGGCAGUGAGAAGACUUAAGUUACGCGGACAGAUUCCAAACACAAAGUACAAGAAGGUUACGUUUUAUUAACAAGAAUCCACCAUUAGUGAAUAUUCAAAUCUAUACAUAUUAUGGCAAUGUACAUAGAAUAUUUUAACUAUAAUGGGGGGGUGGUGCAGGGGCGGGGUGAAAAGCUUGUUUUCCUUCUAGAUCGGUCAAUCUUAAGUACUCUUACUUGAAACGGAUUUCAAAUUAUUACUUUGCUCAAUAAUGUUUUCAAAUUUGAAUAGGAACCAGAACAAAUUUGUGGUAAGCAAUUUUCUGGAGUCUAUAAAUGUUCAGCAGGCUGUUGAAUCACAUUCCCUUGCAGCAGACACUUAAUCUCUCACCUAUGCCCAAUUGCCAGUGUCUACUCCAUUACAAUACUCUGACAUGACACACAGCCACGGGGCAAGAGAUCCUAAAAUCAGCUGUUUAAUUUCUCUAUUUAGAUGGCUGAAAAUUUGUAAAUUUGAAAACUACAAAUUGGAUAGGAUUGUAUUUACAAUCUUGGCAGUUUAGUUUUUUUGUACAGUGUUUUGGAUAAAAUCAGUUGAGUUACAUAUUUAUGUACUAAAGUAACAAACAAACAAACUGUUGUAAGUCGUGUAUAGUAUUUCAUUGUUUCUGCUGUUUUGUACAGAUUAUAAGAAAUCUUGAUAAUAAAGCUCAUACAAAAUCAUCAA
This is a messenger RNA of Chiloscyllium plagiosum (whitespotted bambooshark), 1552 nucleotides long. Its product is annotated as transcription initiation factor TFIID subunit 11. Gene Ontology annotation, cellular component: nucleus; transcription factor TFIID complex. The record is from RefSeq and is a predicted model, not a curated record. Gene Ontology annotation, biological process: RNA polymerase II preinitiation complex assembly; transcription initiation at RNA polymerase II promoter. NCBI's taxonomy places the organism in Eukaryota, Metazoa, Chordata, Chondrichthyes, Orectolobiformes, Hemiscylliidae. Gene Ontology annotation, molecular function: RNA polymerase II general transcription initiation factor activity; protein heterodimerization activity.